GAGAAAGACUAACUUCCGGCCUGGCUGUUGUCUGGGUGGCGCGGUCGAGUCAUCGCUGGGCCUCACCGCUUGUUUCUUCCAUCCCAGCCCCCCGCCCCGGUGCGGGGGGUCGAUCAGCCGAGCGCGGCGGGAGGCGACGUGGACCUUUCCUAUCAUUUUGUCUUGGCCAGCGACCUGUCUACCCGCGCUGGGGCCUGGGGUCCUUGGGGCCCGCGAGGCCCGGUCUGAGGGGCCUGGGCCUACGCUGGCCCGCCGCGGGGCCCCAUGAGGCAUAGCCUGACCAAGCUGUUGGCAGCCUCGGGCAGCGAUUCCCCGUCCCGCAGUGAGAGCCCGGCGCCGGCCGCGACCUGUUCUCUGCCCCUGGACCUGACCCGGGCGGCAGCAAGCGAGGAGGAGACGGCGGCGGCCGGAUCGCCCGGCCGCAAGCAACCGCACCGCGACGAGGGCGAGUUGGAGGCCGGGAGGGGGAGCCGCGACGGCGUGGCCGUGCGCGCGCCCUCGCCCGAGGAGAUGGAGGAAGAGGCUGUUGCCAGCGUCCCUGGGGAAGAAACGGAGGACAUGGACUUUCUGUCUGGGCUGGAACUGGCGGAUCUGCUGGACCCCAGGCAGCCGGACUGGCACCUGGAACCCGGGCUUAGCUCGCCUGGGCCUCUCUCCUCAUCUGGCGGAGGCUCCGAUAGUGGCGGCCUGUGGAGGGGGGACGAUGACGACGAGGCUGCGGCCGCUGAGAUGCAGCGCUUUUCUGAUCUGCUCCAGAGGCUGUUAAACGGUAUCGGAGGCUGUAGCAGCGGCAGUGACAGUGGCAGCGGGGAGAAGAGGCGGAGAAAGUCUCCUGGAGGAGGAGGCAGUGGCGGCAGCGGCAACGACAACAACCAGGCGGCGACCAAGAGUCCCCGGAAGGCGGCGGCGGCCGCUGCCCGUCUUAAUCGGCUGAAGAAGAAAGAAUAUGUGAUGGGCCUGGAGAGUCGAGUCCGGGGUCUGGCAGCAGAGAACCAGGAGCUGCGGGCCGAGAAUCGGGAGCUGGGCAAACGCGUCCAAGCACUGCAAGAGGAGAGUCGCUACCUACGGGCAGUCUUAGCCAACGAGACUGGACUGGCUCGCUUGCUGAGCCGGCUGAGCGGCGUGGGACUGCGGCUGACCACCUCGCUCUUCAGAGACUCGCCCGCCGGUGACCAUGACUACGCUUUGCCGGUGGGAAAGCAGCAGCAAGACCUGCUGGAAGAGGACGACUCCGCGGGAGGAGUGUGUCUUCAUGUGGACAAGGAUAAGGUGUCGGUGGAGUUCUGCUCGGCGUGCGCUCGGAAGGCGUCGUCUUCUCUUAAAAUGUAGGGUCAAGUAAUCUGCUCUUUAUCCGCGUUUACCCCUUUCAACUCCCUUACACCAUGUAAAACACCUUAGUGGGACAUCUUCACUGGACACAUUACAGAGGAGGAAAAAAAAUUUCUUUUUUAGGUGAUUUCCUUCCUGCCAGGCUCCGUUGUAGGGGUUACAGAACAGUCGUUCCCGCCUCACAACCUGGUAAGGAUCCAUCUCUUCACGUAACGCUCAUGCUCUGCUGCUUAGUCUACUUUAAUGGGCAACAUCUCAAUUUGUGUGUGUGUGUGGUUUUUUUUUUUUUUUUUUCUUGUUUGGAAGGUGGGAGGGGAAUCUAAUUUGGGCCCUGUCCACCCUGGAAACAGACUUGUGCUGGUCAAUGUAUUUAAGAUGCUUCUUCUGGUUGAAAUAGCUGUUAAUGUGUCCCCUUGUUCAGACUUGCGUGUACCUAGCUCUUCUGUCCCCAGUGUGGACAUGGCCUUGGAUGACAUCGGUUCCAACUGUACACUGAAACCUGCUUAUAGAGAUACAGUUUGGAGACAGUGAAACAGGUGAAGUUGAAUGGAAGUUCCGAGUUGUACAAGGUGCAAAUUGGAAUUCCAAAUUUAGAGCAACUUUUCAGAGGUUGACAAUAAAUAUUUGAGGCAUGCACAAAUGUGAUAGCUUUUUUUUGCUGGAGAUGACAGAAAUCUCUUAAAUAUUCAAGAUUGCCUUUUAGUUUUCACUAGAAGAUAUAGAAAUACAAUCUAUUCAGAUACAGAUUCUAAUCUCUCACCAUUAGAGAAGUUGGAAAUUAACGUACUUCUGUGUUUUAACUAAUUGGAUGAAGAAUAAGAAUGGUUAAUGAAAUGUUUUGGUUUUUUUUUUUUUGAGGACCAGCACAGUGAUUAUCCUAUCACUGUGUAUGAACAAAUUGUUGAACGCCUUUAUUUUUGUUGUAUUAAAAUUUAGGUUAAAUUUUUGUAUGUAUGAUUAGAUAUUGAAGAUUGUGAAAUGUGAAUGAAAAAGUGUAAAGUGAGGCUUCACAAAGAAUCUCUCUAUUUGAAAAGUAUUAACUGUAUUUAAAAAUACUUUUUAAAAUUGAGUGGUUCUGGCCACUUAAUGAUAUGAUUGAUGCUAUUUUUCAAAGAAGGAACAUAUUCUUCCCUUUAAGUACUCUUAACUAUUGAUGUCCUUCAGUGUAAGAGGCAAUAAAUUCUUUGUGAAACAUCACUGUUUGAUAAAAUAUAUACGUAUUUAGCAUCCUUGUUUUUCUUUGUGCUAAAGUGGAUACAGCUGUUGGGGCAGAAGAGACGGGACCAGCUGCUGGCCACAUUUCCUGCUUUAUUUUAAAAGGUAGUAUAAGAAAUGAGGAAAAAGAGGUAACAUCAGGGCUUCUGCUGUCUUUUAUUUUUGAAAUGUUCAUAAUUAAAAAAUAUUUUCCAGCAGUCCAAAGAUGUAAGUUAUCUUACACAUGUUUUAUUUUGUUGUUAUUUGGUUAUGGAAAUGGACUCUUUGUUCUUGCACAACUGUAAAUGUUUUUUGCUAGAUAAUACAGUUUGAGACCUAUAUUGGUCUCGGUUUCCAGUGCAUCACAGCAUAUUUUGUAAAAUCAUCUACUGCACUUCAGCAUGAAUGGGUAGUAGCCAAACUCACAACCUGGAAUAAUGAACCUGCUUAUAUAAGGGCAGGAACAAGCCCCUCACAAUGCAGCUGCAUGGAUUUUUAGUGCCUACUGAAUUUUUAUAUAUAUAUAUAUAUAUAAGUAUAUAUAUAUAUAUGUACACACACAUACACACACACACAUAAACCAAAAGUAAUUGGAAAAGAUUAUUUGAAAUGACUAAUUUGUGCUAUCUUUAUGAAAUAUGUUAAAUGUAGCUUUUUGAAAGAGAAGCCUUGAAUUGAAAUUUAACUAAUACUUGAACAUUUUUGUAUAUAUUUCUUUGUAUAUAAUUUUGUGCAGUACCAAUGACAAAAAUACGGUGUCAUAAUAAAACCGGGUUUGUUGAUCUUUCAGUCAUGGGCUCAAAGAAUUUAUUCAUCUCUAACAUGACCUUGGAAAAUAAUGAGUGAAAAUAGGAAAAAAAUGAUUGUUGUUAAUGCCGACUCUGGGUCUUAAUCAAAAGGUUCUGGAAGCAGUAAGUUCGUUUUUCUAAAAAUUAUACCAUUCCCUUGGAAUAUUUUCUUCCUAACAUCCGUGCUUUUACUGCAUUAUUUGAAGUUGGGGGCUGGGGAGAAACAGUAAUCAAAGCUUUCUGAAUUGGGAUGUUUUGAAAUUCCAAGUAUAGAUUUUUAGAAUGUCAUUUUAUAAAUGGCAAUUUGGAGAAUUACUUGAUUAAGAACUUUUGAAAAUGGAAAGAUUAGUAUUAUUUUUAAAGCUGCUUUGUUAGGUUUCUUGUGUUUUAUUAACUGUCUUUUCUCAGUUUCCAUUUCAUUAUUUCUUUUCUAGUUUUGGUGACUUAGUGAUUUUUGUCAUUUUUUUACAUCAACUCAUGGUCUUGUUUUUACAUGGUAAUUGCAUGUAUUUAGGACCUAUCUAACAGGGCUUUAAAUAAAUUUGGUCAUAUUUAUGUGUAAGCACAUUUUACUGUAAAUGUUUGGGUUUCUGAAUUUACAACAGAUGUUUAUUUCAGUAUGUAGUAAACAGUAUCUUAAAGUGUCCUAUUCACUACUUGUUAAUUAAAAAAGUUAUGAUUAAUAUGAAACUGUUGUCUUACUAUUUUUAGAAAAUUGUGUUCUGAAUGAUUAGUAUUUGGAUAAAGGAGAUUUCUGGAAUAUAAAAUGAUUGUUUGACAUUUUCAGGUUUGGUUAUGUUUACUUUAAUGGUUAGAAACAAUUUAGUAUUUGGGGAACUUUUGUCCUUUUUUCCCUUAAUUGUGCCUCUAUGGUAAAAUGAUAACAGACUAGACUAAAGAUUUAACUUUUGAAUACGGUGGCAGAAAUUCAUACAUUAAUUGAACUAACACAUCAUAUUGACCUAUUUCUAUCAUAUUGACUUACUGUUUUCUGCACUUCCUUGACCAGACUUAACUAAAAUGUAAUCACACCUCUGAUAUAUCCAAAGAAGUGUUCAAAAUAUUUUAAAUAUUUGUGCAUUUUAUAAUCACUAAAUUAAUCUCUCUCUCUUCUCUUUAAACAGCAUAGCAGUAUCUGCAAAAACGAAUCUUUUCCUACAACCUGUUAACUGACUGGACUGAUGGUAACAAAGUAAUUGUGGGAGCCAUGUCGGUCAAAAAUUUGGCAUCUGCUGAAAAACAUGAAUGCCAUUUUCAAGUUCCCAAAUUACUUCUAUACUGAUUUCACUUUCCAGAAAUGGAGAUAUGAAAAGAUUCUCUGGAAUGCUUGAAAGACUUAAUAGAAAUACAUGAGACUAAGUAAAUUUUGGAACAAAAUUAUACUUUUCUUUCAUGGGAGUGAUACUCAGUUCUUUGCAUACUUUUUAAACAUUGUAACCAUUGGAGAAGAGAAUUAUAGUAUUUGAUCAAGAAAUAUAUUAGAUUCUUUAAUAAUCAAGAGCACAUUCUAUGGAAUUACAUAUAGUGGACUAGAAUUACAUAAACAGGCCAUCAGUGAUUACAAAGCAUAUAAAGAGUUUGUAUUUAUUUCCUGGAACAUAAGAGCUAAUUUGGAGGACAGAUAGACAUCUUGCAGAGUAGAAUAUAAAAGUUAAUGUAAAGUUCUUAACUAUAAAAAGUAGUUUUGUUUAAAUAGAUGCAUUGAUUUGCCUGUAAAUUUUGAAAAAAUUAUGACAAAAUGUAUGGGUAGUUAUUUGCAAUGUAGGGUAACACUAGGAUGUGUGGAUUCUUGAGAUCGUGGAUUCUUGAGCUUUUUCUGAGUACUUGAUACUGUUUUUGUUUUUUUUUAAUAUUGAGGUUUCUCGUGAGUUUCUACUGUUUUAUAUUAAAAUCUAUAGUGUUAUAUAAGGGCUUUAGUAUUCUGGAUAAUGGGAGUGGCUUUUUCGUGGCAUUUGGUUGUUUUACAAUAUUUUUCUGGUUGUAAGUAUGAAAAAAACUCAAAAACUCUUGAUUGUUUUAUCUCAUUUUUGUUGGGUUAAUACAUUUUCUCACCUGGUUUGGACUGUCAUUUUAAUGACUCGCUUGGGAAUUGUGUAGAUGAUAGAAGAGGGAAAGGGUAGGAGUUAGGCUGUAUUUCACAAUAGCUUUGAAAUUGGCCUUUGUGUGUUAUUAUUCAAAAUGUAUUCGGUCUACCUAGUUUCUUAUAAUCUAAAUGUAUUUAGUUUCCUGUAAAGCCAAGCAGUAAAAAUCAUUCCCACUGACUUAUACUUAAGUGGCUAAUGCUCCUAAAGGACAGGUGAUUCUACAAGUAAAGGUUUAGGUGCCAGUAAUUUUUGGUGAGCAUUAAUUCCUGUUACUUCUGAUAGAACACAAAUUGGAUAAUUCAUCAAUAAUGAGUGAUUAUUUUUUUAAUAUAUAUAGUUCAGCAUUUUGAUGGUAUAAAUUAAGGAUCUCACCAAAUUAAUCUGAUGACUCUUCAAAGUUUAAUAGGUAUUAAGAUACUUAGAAGUAUUUAUUCCCCCCUCUCCAUUUGCUAUCAGUACAGUUUUGAGACCCUUCUAAAUGUUUAUAUUUUUUUCCUGAGCUUUUUUUCAUUUAGUUACCUUCUAAGCCAGGGGUUCAGAGGGGAAGGUCUUCCAUUAGAAACUUGAGAAUGCUGUUUGGUCAGCAUAGUAUUUUUCAUAUUUGAAGCCAAAUACUUUUAUGUGUACUCUGAAUAUUCAGCCACUUCUUGUUUAUAAAGUACUAAUUUUUUGUUGACCCAAUUAUUAAUUUUGCUCAAUUUUCACAACAUUUAAAAGUCUAGUCACUAAUUAUUUGGGCAUUGUAUAAUUCUGCUAUUAUAACAAUUUGAAUUUUAUUGAUAGCCCAGCUUUCCUUAGAAUGUGCUUCCAAAUUCUCUUUCAUGUAUUCCCACAAGAUCGAUUUCUUAAACCACUCUUGACUCUUCAGUGUUUACAAAAUGUUUAGUAUGACCCUUUAAAGCCGUUUAACUACACAAAGUGAAUUGUAAAAGAUUUUAAAUAGUCUGUCUACCCUGACUAGACUGAGAUUAUGAAGAACUGCUUUCCUGAGGGAAGCAGUGUUCUUUAAAGAUGGCAGCUCACAGCAGGUUCACAUGUCAUAUAUCUGCCCUCUGAACAAAAAUUCUGGCAGAUCUGUAGCAACAGACAAAAUAUUGCUUUUAUUGCCUAUGUUGCACAUUUCUUCUAACUGGAAAGAUGAUUUGAGAAAUAUGUAGUAGAGGACAGAUGUUAGAAAUCCUUUUUGACUACAGAAACCAUUAUUAAAGAUUGUACUCAUUUACAGAUGGUUUACCAGGGGGUAAAUAUUCUGGAACAGUUUAAAAAAAAUAGUAAGGUUAUCUAGUUGAUAAAGGAGUCUUGACUAAUUUGUAUUUCUUAUUUUUGAAGUAAGGAAUUUUAGUUAUUUUCACUGCGAUGUAGACUCUGCUUUAAAAGUGAUAGAAUGCAGAUAAAAUGGAGAACUUGAAUCAAAGAACGUUUACCCCCUGUCCUUUUUUGUGUGUGCGCAUUGGGAUUGAACCCAGGGCCUUGCACAUGCUAGGCAAGCACUUUACCAACUAAGCUACAUUCCCCAGCCCCAAACCUUUCCUUUUGAUAUUUUAGCUUGUGAAAGAAACAGGUAAUUUCUUUUGCCUUUUGAAUUUUUACAUCCAAUUUUUUUUUUUUGUACUAGUACUAGGGAUUGAACUUUGAUGUUUUACCACUGAGCCACCUCACCAGCCCCUUUUUUGUUGAUUUUAAAUUUUGAGACGGAGCCUUGCUAAGUUGCUGAAGCUUGUAGUGAACAUGCAAUCUUCCUGCCUCAGUCUCCCAAGUUGCUGGGAUUACAGGCGUGUGCCACUGUGUCUGCCUUUUCUCCUUAGUUAUAAAAGUAAAGCAUAUUUAUAAUAGGAAACUUGAGAAAUCCAGAAAGAAAGCAAAUAAAAUCAUUCUGUAACCCAGAGGAUAGUCACAGCAAACAUUGUGCCACAUUUCCCUUGUGCAAGUUUUGUGUUUUUUUUUUUUUUGCUCCAAUUGGUAUCAUUUCUUAUAUCAAAAAUACAUUUUAUGUGCCUAUUGAAAGAACAAAUCAUCUUUGCUUUUUGAAAAGUUGAAAGUAUAUUUUGUUAAGUCACUUGAAUUUUAAAUUUUGGCAGCUGUUUUCUUUAAAUAGGCUAAGCAUACAAUGCUUAAUAUUUAAGUCACUAUUUGGAAGUAAGUAGUAGUUGAGAUAGGAUCAGGAAUAUGAUAUUGGAUGGGUAAGAUUUGACUUGGUACUCUUCUGUGGUGACUGACUUGCUUCAUAAGAAAAUGCUGGUCUAGAUGUGCACUGUCCAAUUCUGUAGCCGUGGAUCCAUACUUCAGAUGCUAGUGGCUAACAGAAGAUGAGUAUUAUCUAACAUCAGGUUGGACAAUGCUGAUUCAAGGUUCUGUCAUAUAAGAAAAUGGCUUAAAGAACUAGGAUGAGAAAUAUUUGGAAGAAUACAGUACAUUACUUUAAAUAAUUUAAACGUUCUCUUCAUGAAUGAAUUUAUGAAGAUAUUUCAGAAAGCAAAAUAAAGCAAUAGGAAGAAUAUAUAGUUACCAUUUGAGUCCCUGGUGUGUCAUGUGCUAUUAGGUAAUUUACUUAUGUAAUACCAGCCUUCAGUGAGGUAACUGAUAAGGAUACCGAGGAUUAGAAGUUAGUUAACUUGCUUAUUAGUACAUAUAUACUAAAAAGAGUGGUUUAAGUCUCUGAUGAUAAAGAACUAUCCCACAUUAGAUAGAAGCUUUAAAAGAUAGACUUUGUCUAUAUUUUAUAAAAAUAUAGCCUUCUGAGAAUAUAGAUUAGCAUUGAUAUCCUGUGAGGAAAUUUGUAAGUUCUAAAAUUUUAGGAAUUAAUGAUACCUAUGGAAACACUCUGAGGAAAAAAGUAAAAGUAACAUUUGCUAUA
Messenger RNA from Marmota monax (woodchuck), 8249 nucleotides. It is a transcript of the gene Crebzf, whose product is annotated as CREB/ATF bZIP transcription factor. The transcript has 2 exons. Gene Ontology annotation, biological process: regulation of transcription by RNA polymerase II. Gene Ontology annotation, molecular function: transcription cis-regulatory region binding; DNA-binding transcription factor activity. The record is from RefSeq and is a predicted model, not a curated record. Gene Ontology annotation, cellular component: nucleus. The coding region runs from base 265 to 1329 and encodes 354 amino acids. Lineage: Eukaryota; Metazoa; Chordata; Mammalia; Rodentia; Sciuridae.